CAAGAUAAUAUAUAAUCUCGAGUUCUAGCUGCCAUAUGUCCAGGAGUACAAGUACCUCUAUUCCGAAGCAUUGGGCAUAUAUUCUAAUAAGGAGACGGCCGCAGAGGCUGCAAUCCCUUAUAACGCCAGCGUACCUUCCAAGAUACAUCCCGCCGCAGUUUGUCCUCGGAUAAAGCAUGUUCCGUGAAUACCUGAAGAGAAUGCGACGGUGCUCAAGAUAAGGGACAAGGAUGGCUGCUCGUAGGAAGAAAUCGUUAAAGUCCUCCCCUACCAGACCCCAGGGACGAUCCAGCAGUACUACUAUGCGAUCCGAGCGGGUGCUGGCGAAGCCGAUGUCUCGGGCGGCCAGCAGCAGAAGAGACGGCGAGGCCGGCCCCGGAAGCAUGAGGUUUUCAGAGAUGUUAUGUGAAGUGGUGAGAAGUGAUGGUUUUGUCGGUGGAUAUUACGGAUUGACGGUUCGUAGUUGGAGACUGUAAUAUUGGGUGUUGGCAAUGUGGUUUCAUUUGAGCUUGCUUUCUCCUGCAGUUUGAUUGUCAAUCGGCCGAG
Hyaloscypha bicolor E is the source of this 546-nucleotide messenger RNA. RefSeq lists its product as uncharacterized. The transcript has a single exon. The record is from RefSeq and is a predicted model, not a curated record. The coding region runs from base 231 to 476 and encodes 81 amino acids. Lineage: Eukaryota; Fungi; Ascomycota; Leotiomycetes; Helotiales; Hyaloscyphaceae.